This is a messenger RNA of Acanthaster planci (crown-of-thorns starfish), 8010 nucleotides long. Its product is annotated as ATP-dependent 6-phosphofructokinase-like. Gene Ontology annotation, molecular function: fructose-6-phosphate binding; identical protein binding; monosaccharide binding. Gene Ontology annotation, biological process: fructose 1,6-bisphosphate metabolic process; fructose 6-phosphate metabolic process; canonical glycolysis. Gene Ontology annotation, cellular component: 6-phosphofructokinase complex; cytoplasm. The record is from RefSeq and is a predicted model, not a curated record. NCBI's taxonomy places the organism in Eukaryota, Metazoa, Echinodermata, Asteroidea, Valvatida, Acanthasteridae.
CGUACGUGCGGCAAGCUUGUGUCGGAUACGAUGUGCAUUGCUGGCCGCACCGGUUUGAUUGAGUCGAAAGUUUAGUUUCUUUCCAUUGUUCACCACAUUAGUUCUGCCUGAACAUGGACGACAGUAUCGAGGACGGUGCUCACAGCAUCAAGAAGCUGAAGGCAGAUAUAAGCAUGAUCGGACGGACGGCAUCGGUGUCGUUUUCUGGCGAGGAUCAUGUCGAUACAGUGUCAAAGUUCACCAAAGCUGGCCAGGGCUUUGGAAUGGUCGGGACCGGCAAAUGCAUCGCUGUGUUCACAAGCGGAGGCGACUCGCAAGGAAUGAAUGCUGCUGUACGUGCAGUGGUUCGAAUGGGCAUCUAUGUUGGUUUCAAAGUCUACGCUAUACAUGAGGGCUAUCAAGGCAUGGUGGAUGGAGGCAAAUGCUUCAAAGAAAUGACUUGGAAAGAUGUCUCUGGUAUCAUUCAACGGGGAGGGACAGUGAUCGGCAGCGCAAGGUGCCAGGACUUCAGGGAACGGAAGGGACGGAAGAAGGCUGCUCUGAACCUGGUCAAACGAGGGAUCAACAACCUGGUGGUGAUUGGUGGGGACGGCAGCCUGACUGGUGCCAAUCUGUUCAGGCAGGAGUGGGCGGAGCAUCUUAACGAGCUCCUGGAGGAAGAAUUGAUCACCGAGGAUGAGCAGCAACAUUGCAGCCAUUUGAACAUCGUCGGGAUGGUGGGCUCCAUCGAUAACGACUUCUGUGGCACAGACAUGACAAUUGGAACAGACACGGCAUUGCAUCGAAUCAUCGAGUGCAUAGAUGCCAUCUCAACAACUGCUCAGAGUCACCAGAGAACCUUUGUGCUGGAGGUUAUGGGUCGUCACUGCGGCUACCUGGCCCUGGUGGCCGGCCUGGCCAGCGGAGCGGACUGGAUCUUUAUUCCGGAGUGGCCACCGGAGUCCAACUGGCAGGAGAAACUCUGCAAGAAAUUAGCGCAGACCCGAGAGUUUGGGAAACGGCUGCAUAUCAUUAUCGUAGCUGAGGGCGCCAAAGACAGGCAAGGCAGCCCAAUCACGACACAGCAAAUCAAAGAUCUGAUAGUCCAACGUCUUGGCUAUGACACACGAGUGACUGUUCUUGGUCAUGUACAGCGGGGGGGUAAUCCCUCUGCAUUUGACAGGAUUCUGGCUUGUCGGAUGGGAGCAGAGGCUGUCCUCUCAUUGGUGGAGUCAGACCAGGAAACACCUGCUUACGUCGUUACUUUAGACGGCAACAAAGCGAUCCGAAUGCCGCUGAUGGACUGUGUGCGCAGGACGCAAGCCGUCGCAGAGGCACUCGGGAAAGGCAAUUUUGAAUUGGCAGCCGAGCUUAGAGGAAGGAGUUUUGUGAACAACUUGCGCACGUACCUGACUUUGACCAAGUUGAAGCCCCCGGACAAAGUCUGUAGUUUAGAUGGGAAGAAUUGUGCAUCCAACUUGAACAUCGGUGUGAUGAACAUUGGCGCUCCGGCUGCCGGCAUGAAUGCAGCCAUCCGAGCGUUUGUCAGGGCAUCACUGUUCAAUGGCUACGGCGUGCUGGGAAUUCAUGAUGGCUUUGAUGGUCUCUUGGAAGAAAAUGUCAACCACAUUGGCUGGAUGGAUGUGGCUGAUUUUGUCAGCGCUGGAGGUUCCCGGCUCGGAACGAACAGCGGCCUGUAUUCAGCCAAAGAGACCCCAAUGCCUGAUGGAACAACACCUGCGAAAAUUUUGGAAAAAGUGGCAGAGAAAUUCAAGAAAUUCAACGUGAAUGGCUUGUUAGUGAUAGGGGGAUUCGAGGGCUAUCAGAGCAUUAUUCAGAUGUCAGAGGCACGUGACAAAUAUCCUGCAUUCUGUAUUCCGAUGGUCCUCAUACCGGCCACCGUCAGUAACAAUGUACCGGGAGCAGACUUCAGUCUUGGGUGUGACACCGCCCUCAAUAACAUCACUGAGGCUUGUGAUAAGAUCAAGCAGUCAGCUAGUGGAUCUAAGCGGCGCGUGUUCAUCGUGGAGACCAUGGGCGGUUACUGUGGUUACCUGGCGACCAUGAGCGCCCUCGCCGGUGGCGCGGACGCCGCCUAUAUCUUUGAGGAACAUUUUGGGAUAACCGAUCUUCAGGCAGACGUGGAGCAUCUCAAGGCCAAGAUCUCAGACAAUGUCCAACGAGGCUUGCUGUUAAGGAAUGAGAAGGCAAAUGCGAAUUUCUCGGCAGAUUUUAUUCAGCGACUUUUUGCGGAGGAAGGCAAGGAUGUUUUCACAGCUCGCAGUAAUGUGCUAGGACACAUGCAGCAAGGAGGGUCACCGUCUGUAUUUGAUCGUAACAUGGGAACCAAGCUGGCUGUCCGCGCAUCAGAGUUCCUUAGAGAAACCAUCGAGAACAGCUUGAAAGAUGGGGUGGUUUACACCAAUAGCCCUGAUACAGCAUGCUUGCUAGGCAUUCAGAAGAGACGACUUGCCUUCCGACCAGUGCAGAAGCUAAAACAAAUCACCGACUUUGAACACCGCAUCCCAACAAACCAAUGGUGGAUGAAACUUCGCCCACUGCUGAGAAUCCUGGCCAAGCAUGCGAGCACCUACAUCGUGGAGUCGGAAGUCCAGGAAACCUUGGUGGAUUGAAGGGUGUCUGCUUUGCAACUCAGUUAAUAAGUCUUUUGUAAUCGUUAUACAAGUCAGAUAUUUAUUGUAUAUCCCUGUGGUCAGUUGUUCCUGCUUGUGCCAAGGUAUUGCAAGAGUUUUUAGUAAAUACCAGAGAUGACUUUUAUCAGAAAGGUUCAGAUGUUUUCUUUUAGAGGGCAGGGCAGAACAUCUUGUUGUUGUGAGCUGUUCCCACACAGAAAUGAACAGAAAUGCCACCCCUGAUCUAGAUCUUGAGAAACACCCCUUAACUGUUCCCUGCCACCAACUUUCCAGGCUUGCGACAUUGCUAAUGUUGCCUGCUUUGUGACUUGGCAUGAUCCGUGGCAGUUUGGUGUCACAGGGUUCAUGGCUCCUGGCAGGUGUCCCUGAACAAAGAUAUUAAAUUGGAAAGAGCCAUCGACACAUGGCUAAAUGUUGCUCAGUUGGUCGAGUUUCAGUACAGUAUUCCUGAGGUUGCAGGCCCAAAUCCCUUUGCAGUCAAUUUCUUUAUUCAUCUUUAUAAUUGUUAUGUUAGGCUUGGUCAUUUUCUAAUUAUACAUGUAGCUUCAGAAAAAUCCUGGACAAGCUUCUUGAUGUUGAAUGUUGCAGACAAGACUAGAUACCUAGCAGAGUUAUCUUAAGAACCGAGGUGAAAUCCUGAGGUGUGUGUGCAUAUUUGAUGGAUUUGUUCCAUCACACUUUCUUUGCCAAACUUUUUAUAGGUGUAACAUGGUUGAAGUUAGCAGGAAGAAAGCCUAAAGAGAGAAAGGUGUUUAGCUCUCAUCGAUAGUGAAUGUUUUAGUAAUGUGAACUUAAGUGGCAGUGGAGUCCCUAAUUUGGAGCAGUGUGACUUUUAUUGUAGCUUUCCUCAAGAAAUCUUUAAUGCCACUCUUGAUGAGCUUCAAACUCAUUCUGGAAUUAUUUGCACUUGUAUGUAUAAAACUCCUUGAAUUAGAACAUUCCUCAAAAUUUUGGUGUCUUGAAAUUUAUUACUGAGUGAAACAGAUUGUAUCUGAAAAUUGGACACAAAGUUUGGGGAGGAUCUUCUGACAUGCUACAAUGUAACAAAGAUCAAAUCCCCAAUUAAUCUUAAACUUCCUUUCAAUGCUACAACAUUGUGAGUAGCUAUUCUUAUCUAGGUUCACAAACCCAACUGUAUGUUCGUCAAAUAGAUCCAUCACCAUCCAGAAAGAGUUUUCACCGUGUUAAAACUAACAUUAGGGAAAUUGUGUCAAAACUAUGUCACUCUAUAAAAUGGAAAUUAAAUUACUAGAUUCAAAAUCAGUGGACAUAGACAUUUGAAUCUCCCUAGAAGUUUACUUCUUGCGCUGUCCAAGGUUAAAAUGUUUGCACCAGCAAAGUGCUUGAAGGAAAAGUCACAGUGCACCAUAUUAAGGGACAUUCCAAGUUACUUGGCAUCCGUGUUUUAUGAAAGAGCAAGUACUUUAUAUGUAGAAUUUAGCCUGAAGAGUUAUAGGAUGCAGUUAAGUGGAAUGUGUUAUGCACUAGCAGGUUCGGAGGCAAAUCAGCUUUAAAUCCAUUGCGAUAUACCAAAGAAUUGUUGAACAAAGAGGAAAUAAUUGCAGAUUCUAACCCAGAGAGUCAGUGAAGCUUAGAGAAAUGCGAUGUGCCGAAUCACAGGUCAGUUUCUUGAGCUGUAAGAAGUAAAUUAUAAUGUAUGAUGGUAAGAGUAAGCAUGAUUCAUCACACUUAAAGUCAUUUUAAUUCUGCACAUGUAGGGGGUGUGAAAUGUUCACAUUUGCUGUGGGAGCCAACAAAGGAAUGGCUCUGUGCAUGCAUGUAUCAGCCACUAAUUAACUUUUGAAAAAAUUAUGCAGCAAAAUUGUGUAGUUGCAUUGAUGGAGUUCCUUGUUUGAUGCAUGAUCAGUUGAGUUUCAUUUUGGAAUGGAGUACAUUUUAUUGAUUGUGAAAGUAAUGUAUCGACUUGUGUAUCGAUUCCAUUUUUCUCACAGCCUAGGACAUAACACCAGUUAGGAAGUUGUGUGUUUGUAGUACAAGUAUUCUUGCCUUUUGUCUUGAGAUAAGACAGUACAUUUUUCUGAAACUGCUUCAGUUAUCCCUUGAAGAUGGCACUCUAAUUAGAAAUCUGUGACCUCCCUAAUGCCUGUCAGAAAACAAAUAAAUGUUUGCCUUGAGGUAACCAACCCCCUAUGGGUAGGAUAGGAAAUAACUUACAGCUAACUGUUUUUUCCCUGAACACAACCCUUGCAGCCUUCCGCUGGACCAUCAUGCUCCAUGGUAAUAUGCAUUGCUUUAAGUGUGCAGGUAUAUGAGUUGCCAUGAAGAUAGAAAUUGUCAGCCUUGUCUGACGUAAUCCAAGUUGAUGUCAGUAAGGUGGACACUUUCUGUUAUAUACUGUGCCAUCUACAAACAUUCUCUGGAAACCUUGAUAAGAUACACACAGAGUCUGCAGUGAUGGUUUUGAUAAUUGUUUGCAUAAUUUCUUUUGACCUGCAUGUUGCAUUUAGCUCGAGAGGAACACAGAGCACUUCCUGACAAACACUUUGCUGUGACGUGCCAAAUGUUGCCAUGCAGUGGAAUGCUGACCGAACCACACAGUUCUAUACCAUAGUUGCACCAAGUAGUGGUUUGAUAACUUAUUUUGUACCUGUUGAUGGGUAUGCCAUUAUUGUAUUGAUCUUUAAAGGUGCCAUUCCAUGAUGUUCAGAUAUUACAUUUGCAGGGACUGUGACAGUGUCAGCAGUAGGCAUGAAGUGUCCCAAUCAUCUCAUUUUGGGCCAUCUGGGUCUGGGAAUGAUAGCAACUUUAAAAAAAGGAGAAAUGUCUGAAGUUUAGAUGGUGUCACAGAUGUUACAGUUGUGCACUGGUACUCUGACCUAAGCUUUGCUUAAAAUCUGAUGUAAUGAAACAGCUUUGGACAGUGGCUCACUGAGAACAAGCAAACAGGUGUAUCUCGGCGUGUGUAAUUAAUUAUUUCCAGAAUAUAACGAGACUGACUGAGAAGAUAUUGACUUCUAAUGGGCAAACACCAGAGGGGGUCAUCUGGAUACCGUAUUAUACCAAAGAGUAGGGCUCGAUGUGAUACUAGAAAGUUCUUAGGUCUGUGAGCGGCAGAGGCACGUUGUCAAAGUACACUUAUUUGUUUUGUGUUUUACUUUGCAGCCUUAAGUUGUUCUCACAUCUGUAAAAAUGUACAUUUGACACAAAGAUGUACUUUGCUGGAAGAUUAUGGAAGAUAAUUGGAAGAUUAUGUCAUAUACAUGAUCAAGUAUUGUGGCAACCUGUGCGCAGGUUACAACUCAAGUCUGAGAAUUCAGUCCAAUAAUGUUUGUGUUACAGUACUGCCUAUGAACUAAGUACCCCAAACUAGCCAAAAAGAAGCUUGUUUUAUACUCUGAUGUAAUCGAUUUUUUUUCAACUUCACCAAGUACUUGAAUUGCAUCAUAUCCCUGGCCAGUGGUACUGGUCAAAUGAUAGCAUCUGUUGGGUAUUUUAUUUACUUUUGUUUUAUUCAUUUAUUUAAUUAUGUAUGAGGGUGACAGUUGUCAGACAUUAAAUAAUGGAGUAAUUUAGAAAAUGAUCCUUAUAUACAAAGGGUCAGGUAUUAAAAUAAUUUAAGCAAUUACUUGGAGAUAAACUGAAUCAACUCUGCUUUUUAGGGGUGUGUGUGUGUUCUGGUGACAGAUAUCAACAUCACUUGUAUGUUUCAAGUGUGGGUAGCACAUAGUUAAUGAAUGUCUGUAUUUAAAAGAAUGUUAUGGGCAAAAUUCAACUCAAAUGUGCUCUUUUAAUCUCUGUUUAUGUACACUACUAGGCUUAACCCUAGAAGACUAUCUCGCAGCUGGGGACAAGAACUCAACUGUUACAUGCUCAAACAUGUUGACACUUAUCUUGCAGAUAAAGACAUUUAUUGUCAGUAGAAAAUUUGACAUAUCAAAUCAAUCUGAUGUAGGGUUUUGAUGUAAUGGUCAAUUAAAGUUCAUGGCCUCACUCGUGUCAGCCUGCGUGCAUUGAGCAUGGACAGUGGAAAAAGUACGCAUUUUUGACUGACCUGUCUUUGGAAAAAUGGCAUGUCUGAAUUCACGAAAUUGGUGUCAAAAUGACCGCUAGACAUGUUUUAACAAACACUCUUUGGUACCCAGUACAUGAAAACGGUGCACUGCGGCGGAGUUGGAGGAAAAAGUCGGGGGCAGAUUCUUCCCCCCCCCCGGUUCUUCUAGGAUUAAUGCUGUUAACUGUCCAUGCAGUUAUUACCAGUUGUUAGCAGUGUUGUAGUCGAAACCACACAAGACCUCCAUUGUGUAUUCAAGUCACAAGCUAUUCAAAUGAACUGCAACAGAAGCAUUCCUUAAUCAUUGUUCACUCUGUCACUUGUGACUGGUCUCGAGCAUGGUCUUUUGUCAGGUCUUGUAUCUGGCCUUUCUUGUGGUAGUCUCUACUACAACACAGUUUGUAAGUGCUUGUGCUUGUACGACGUAGUCAGUGAAGUAAUGGAUGUAGCUCUUGACUUAAGCAGUUUCCUCGAAUUCAACAUGAUCGGUCAUCUCCCCUUAUACACUGUACGUACAUCCCAUGCAAAGGUACCUUCAUCAUUUGUCAGUGGACCUACCCGUCAUCGGGGCGUCCAUCUGUCCUCGUCCAAUUUUCUGGUUAUGACAGGGAUUACUACAUGCAUCUACAGGCGGCGGCUGCAGCUGCUAGCCAAAACCGUAGCCAUAUAAUUCGGACGCAGCGUAGCAUGGAUUUUACAACCAGUGAAUUUGGUAUUUUUUCAAGAAGCAUUGGGUUUAAAUUGAAGCUUUGUAGGUCGAUUGGAGUCUUUGGAUACCACCGAUAAUUGCUUUUGUGGAAAAUGGUUGAAACGAGGCCUUAUAUUUUUGACAGUACCAUCCGAUGUUAGUUUUUAGCAUGGAGGAAUAAGAACACGUUCAAGGUUGUGUCGUGAAUGUUUCUCUUUCUCCAAAAUUAACGAAAGUGUGCCAAAUGCUUCACUUCCCAAUUUUACAUUUUGAACUUGCAAGUAAGCAUAUAUAAGGCUUUGUCAAAAAAUUCGCUUAUCGAAAGCCUAAUAAGUUAUGUGGCCGUAUGGGUAAUUUAUCAGUGGUUGUCUAUUCUCUCCCCGGUUGUCAAAUAACUAUACAUGUACAGUAGGCCUACUUAGCUGGAUUUUAUCUCCCGUUGUAGCUGUCUGAAGGAACGAAAAUAUUUGUGCGCUCGGUAUAAUGUUGCAAUGUGACAAGGUUGAGCUGAGAUAGUUCAGUCCUUACAAAUAAUUUAAGUCUGACUCAGACAUCCCAUCGCUUCUGCUGCUGUUUCUUCGACAUUGACGCCUUGUACAUGUACUAUGUGAAACGUGCACGUCAUAUGGCAAUAACUUCUCAUUAUUAAAAACAAAAUGAGGCGAUAUUUAUUCCGA